Molecule: messenger RNA, 1121 nt
Organism: Pisolithus orientalis
Lineage: Eukaryota; Fungi; Basidiomycota; Agaricomycetes; Boletales; Pisolithaceae
Exons: 1
Coding region: 181-960 (259 amino acids)
Source: RefSeq, a predicted model, not a curated record
CAACGUGGAUGGACUCUACAAGAGCUGUUGGCUUCCGAGCGCGUACUAUUCUACACCCUAAACUGGACACUUUACAAGAACCUCACGUCUUCUAACCAUAAAGCCGAUGACGCCGUGCUGGAAGAGCUGGAGAGGGCAACUGGAAUAGAAUCACGGUUUCUCACCAGCUUUUCUCCCGGUAUGGAAGAUGCACGAUCAAGACUGCAAUGGGCGUCAUUGCGUCGUACUACCCGGCCUGAAGAUAUUGCAUAUUCACUCUUCGGGAUCUUUAACCUUCACCUGCCCGUUCUGUAUGGUGAACCUGCUGAGAACGCGCUUGGUCGACUCCUGGCUGAAAUCGUAUCGCAGUCUGGGGACACCUCUGUCUUGGAUUGGGUCGGAGAGGCAUCACCCUACCAUAGCUGUUUUCCUGCCCAGAUCACUUCGUAUCAAAUGCUACCAUCCCUUCCACUCCAUCCGGACACAGAGGAACACGUGACGAUGAGAGAGCGGCCCGCGUCGUUGCCCACAGCACUACGAACGUUGUAUCGUUCACUUGACAAGUCACCCCUUCCGCGAUUCCUCAACCGCCGCCUUACCCUACCAUGUAUCGCCUAUCCCGUUACAGCGGUUCGAUUAAAAGGGACGGCUCCGAAAUACACGUACGAAAUCCAAGCAUCUGGUCUGAGAGCACUUGAGAUAACACUCCCGAGCGAGCUGGAAAAUGAAAUAUUGCUGCAAGGUGGUCUGCAGCUUGUUCGCCCUUGGCACUCGAAACUGCUUGGUCCAUCCGCUGGGUUACACACUACGCUUGAAGAGCAGCUACUUCUGGCACUGGGACGGCCAUUUAACGCUCUUUUGCUGACCGAGCUCCCUCGUUCGGAGUACAAAAGAAUGGCGUCUUCUACUCUGAUCACUGCUCAGCCCGCAGACUUGACCAGCAUUCUACAAAGUGAGAUUAGGACAUUCGAUAUUGUGUAGCCUAGUUAUUCUGCUAUGAUAUCUACAAUACUAAUGUUUACCCACACACCUGGUUUAAAUCGCAUCAAUUCUGUUGCAUCCUCAUAGCUCCUGCAAACGCUAUCGAAGUACGACUAUAAGCCUUUGACACCUUUGUGGCUACCGUUGACUCAGGUAGAGCU